Molecule: messenger RNA, 237 nt
Organism: Thecamonas trahens ATCC 50062
Lineage: Eukaryota; Apusomonadida; Apusomonadidae
Exons: 2
Coding region: 1-237 (78 amino acids)
Biological process (GO): response to oxidative stress
Molecular function (GO): glutathione peroxidase activity
Source: RefSeq, a predicted model, not a curated record
AUGACCAAGUAUGAGGUCAACGGCGCCGGCGCCCAUCCGCUCUACCGCUGGGCCAAGUCGCAGCUCAAGUCGACUCUUGGCACUAGCAUCAAGUGGAACUUCACUCACUUUGUCUUCAAUGCCAAGGGCGAGCCUCCCUCGUCCAUGGCGCCGCUCAUCCAAGAGCUCCUUACCGAUCCGGCCGUCAUCCCUGGCUCCUUUGCCGCCGGCGGCGCGACAUCCUCUUCUAUGGCCUGA